Messenger RNA from Arthroderma uncinatum, 5430 nucleotides. RefSeq lists its product as uncharacterized. The transcript has a single exon. Gene Ontology annotation, cellular component: nucleus; site of double-strand break. Bases 1 to 5430 code for a protein of 1809 amino acids. The record is from RefSeq and is a predicted model, not a curated record. NCBI's taxonomy places the organism in Eukaryota, Fungi, Ascomycota, Eurotiomycetes, Onygenales, Arthrodermataceae.
AUGCCCUCUCCUCACACCCCUCGUCGAACCCCCAACCGUGGGAGCGCGAAACAGAGCCCGACCAAGCCCCUCGAUCUCGGUGAAUCCCUGGGGCCUCAUGAUACCGCUACGGUGCGAGAGAAGGUCCGCAAGUGGCAGCAGCUCGGUGGAGGCGUGGUGAUCGCGCCAGAUGUCGGUGCCAGCAGCGAUGAGGGCGAGAAGGGCUCUCCCGGGUCGAAGCUGAAGGAGUCGAAGCAGGCCACGAACAAGAGCCCGGCGAGCAAGAGACCGCGCACGCCAAAGGGCAAGUCGUCGCCAGAGCCUGAGAAGAAGCCGGUACGAAGUCCUACAAAGACCAAGACUACGCCGAAGAAGUCGCCUAGAACUACACCCAGGACUACGCCCAGAAACACGCCCAAGAAACGAGUCGUCAGUGAUGCACACUGGAGGAGGAACAGGUCGCCUCCCAGCGCCAGUGCUCCCUCGUCUGCGCACCCUACGCCGACCAAACGUACGGACGUGCUGAAUAAAUAUGAACAGGCAAAGGAGAAGGCCGCCAGGACGUCGGCUAUCAAGGAUAGUGAUGGGAUUGCAGUCUAUCCAGGGCCACUGCGAGUGCCCGAGCCUCUCAAAGCAGCUUCAUCUGCGUGGAGUUCAGAUCUGGGCUCAUCAGCUGGCGAGGGAACGGCUGAUCCUAGUGUUAGGGAAAAGACAGCGGCGCAGCAUCGUACGCCAAAGAGGACGCUGAAGCCGAAUUACUGUGUCAACGAGGACAGCCAUCGAACUGCCUCGCCCAGGAAGAAAGUCCAGUCUCCAGAGUUUGUUUCUCGAGCGAGUACGCCUCGAAAGAAACCACCGUCUCCAGAGCAGGUAGACUCCCCUCCUGAACCUGCUCCUGUACGAGCUGAACCUGUGAGAAGAAGCGAUAUCAGGACACGAAAUCUUCUGUCAGGCAAGACGAACAUCAUCUCCCAGGUCAUAGACGAGUCCAAGAAGAUGUUCUCCAUGAAACCACCUGAGCCAUCUCCGCCAGUGCAGCCACCUCAGGAACAGGCAACUCACGGAUCCAAGGUGGAAGCCUGGCUCUCAUCCACGGCCGACCCGUUUGUCGAAGACAAUGAUGAGUCUACGGUCAGUAUGCCAGCACCUCUCAAAUCUUCGUCCACUCGCAAGGACAAGGACCAUACGGACGACGAGCAUAGCAACGAAGAUACCAAGAAACGAAGGUCUCUCAAUACAAGUUCCAAUGACAAAAAGCACGAGAGCAAACCAGCCAAGGGAAGAUACGACUAUUCUGAUGGAAGCGAGAGCGAGAGCAAUGAGACGCACAAGCUGAAAUCCACCUCUCAUGCGCGAGAGUCCAAGUCAGACUUGUCAUUUGAAAGCGCCAGUGAAUCCCAACCCUCUACGCUAAAGCGAGGGAAAGCUACAAAGUCACGGUCCCGGUUGAGUGCUUCUGCAGAAGCGGAGAGGAUGUCCAUGCUAAGAGAGUCAGUCGAAGAAGCGCUUCAGGGCUCUAGUCUCGACCGGCCAACUUCUUCUGACGGAUCAGAAGUCUCAGCUGUCGACCGUCCACCUCCUUUGAUGCUAAAGAGGCCAUUCCCGAGCACUGGUGUCCAUAGGCUGUCUACCAUCGCAUCGAUGGACACUUUAACAUCAAGUACAAACCCGGAUAACACCAAGGAGCAGCUGAAACCCAUCUCGCAGUCUGAACUAUCCCAGAACGAAGACGACGCCGUGUCCGAGUCCGAGAAGAGAGACACAUUCGAUCCCCAGUCCUUGCCUGGUCCAGUUCAACCUCUGAAGCGCAGAUUAACCAAACACGCGGAUUUGAUGUCUGUCCUAUCAAUCCCCGGAGCCGGCAGCCGGAGCAUACGGUCUGCAAGGAGCAUCCGUACAAAUAGGAGUCGUCUGGCUACCGCAACUGUAAGCGAUAUCAUGCGAGAGCUAGCGUCAGAUGAAGUGAAGUAUAUGCGUGAAUUGAGGACACUCGUCGGCGGCGUUAUUCCCGUGCUAUUGACUUCAAUUCUCUCAAAGACGGACUCAGCCAUCGCUGCUGGCUUGUUUCGACGCUCGGCCAACCCAAGUGACCAGGAAAAUUUCACCCGGCCCAUUGUAAACAUGGGUGUCUCCUUAGAGAAGCUAAAGGGCCUUCACAAACGGAUGCCACUGAAUAAUCCCGAGGCUCUUUUGUCGUGGGCUGUCGGUGCCCAAAAGGUAUAUGCCGAUUACCUGAGUGCCUGGAGACUCGGGUUUCAGGAUGUUGUCGUCAACCUAGCACCUCCUGACCCAGAAGACGCACUCAAAGCAGAAACCCAGAGUCUAUGCGCGGGUAUGGCGCAAGAUGAGAAUGGCGACGUGAUCAAUGGCGAUGGGGAGAGGGUAGACGUUGCCUUCUUACUAAAACGACCUCUGGUCAGGUUGAAAUAUCUCUCAAAGACGUUUAAGGGACUUAAUUAUGUCCAGCCAUCACCCAAGGCGGAGGAAGUGGCAGGCACUUACCAGUCACUGGUCACCGAUGCUCGACGAAGAGCAAACGAGGAACGUUCCAGGCUCGAGGACGAUGCUGCGGCUAGCAUUGAUGCAACUAGAGCGCGUAGCCUACAUACUUUGGGAGUCCUUAAAGAUGUGGACGUUAACCAGGCCAGGAGAGUGCGUGCCCGCGACUAUUUCGAUCUCUCCUUGCUUCAUUCUACUGGCCAACAAAUCGACUGUCGAGCCGAGUUAUUGCUACGAGAUAACCCUCCCGGUGAAGCCCCUGGCGGUGACCUCUUCAUCUGUGAAAUCGAUGAAACAGAUCGUUGGCUCCUCUUCCCUCCAAUUGACUGUACUUGCAUUUCAGCCAGGAAUGGAGAUGGUGAAGGCGAGAUUGUGCUCAUGGUUCGCGAGCAGACGGGGAAUUCAACUGAAUGGUAUGAGCUGCUGUCAUUGACGACGGACGAUGAGCAGAUAGGGUUUGAAUGGGUGCAAAUGAUCGGUCUCAACCCGGUUCCUCCAAAGAUAAACAGGUCUCUCAGCUUCGUUAACCGUGCUAAGGAUAGAAAGGAGAGACUCGCACUCGCACGCCAGGGAGAAGAUGGCGAUGCCAUCAGUGUCCCAGAUUAUAACGCCUCCGAGGUUGAUGUCCCAAUUGGAGAAAAGGCGACAGUGGCUGGCGAAGAUCUCAAACAUGACAGAGAUACGGCGAAUCGCGGCCAUACCGAAGCGCAUGCAGUAGCUUCUCCGUCAACUCCCUCCCGCAUCCUUAAACUGGAUACACCAAGAAGCUUGAAUGAGGCUAUGGACUUGGCAGGCAGUGUGUCACCGUCAACCUUGAAGAGAUCCAAGGCCAAACGUCGAUCCAAGUAUGACUACGGUGGCUCCCCUAUCAGCCCUACUUCCUCCGGAGUCCAAACUCCAGACAAAGAGUUUCCCCGGCCACCCUCACCUUUGCUCUCUAGAGGUGGCUCAGACGUACGUGGCCGUGAUAGGACUCCCUCGCCAACGACUCCAACAUCAAGCGGGUAUAAACAAACGAAACGCCCAAUUGCAGCGCUAGUACAGCCUCAUGGGCGUCGUUCCCUAUCACCUGUCCCUUCACUGGAAUUUCCGAUGAUCCCCAAACUUAGGAAGGGUUCUUCUCCUAAGCCUUCACCACCGCCGUCUCCUAAGAGUAUACCUCUCCCAGCUUCUCCAGUGCAAAAAACAAGCGAGGACAAGGCGAAGCAAAGUCCAGUCGUAAAGAGCAAAAAAUCUUCAGAGAAAGCUGAGAAAUCAGGAACUCAUAAUGACGACCAAAUGUUUACUGAAGACGUUCCUUCGCCGCCUCCACAUCGCACCCCUAGCCCAGCAGGAUCGAAACGGCAUAAGGACCCCAUUAUUAGCCCUCCAGCACCGCAGUAUGCACGACAUCGACGAACUUCUUCCCCACUCAAGCAUGAGUACGCGCCUUCUACCGCCUCAGAGUCGUCUGGCUCAGAUACAAGUUCUAUUCAACGCUAUGAUAUUGAAUCAUCUUCCGAUACAUCAUCGGAUGAAGAGUUGGAGGAUGAUGAUAUGCCCACUCCCUUACGGCCCGUUCCCUCAAUCCGCGCCCCUAAACGGACGUAUGACCCUGAAUCAGCCGACAAUAGACCCGCUACAGCAGAGACAGUUAGUCCACCAGAGUCUGCAUACCGAUCCCCACCAAAAUCUAUCCAUAGUUCGCCGCAAAGGCCUUCUAAAACUAUUGCCUCAAUAUUUUACUGGCACGACAAGGGAUCUUGGGAGCCGCUUCAUCUCGAUGAAUGCAAUAUAAUCGUAACUCCUGGGCUCAUUGAAGCAUUCGAGAUGGUCCCUGGCCACUCGCGACCAACUAGUCGAGACGAUGGAUCAGGCACUGAUUCCAAUGAAAUAUCACGCCAACCAUUGAUUGCCCUAGAACUAACUCCCCUUGUGCCAAUUCGGCGUGGAACGGCUCUCGACAUAAGUAUCCGAUCACCUCCAACUCCACAGUCAAAAAUCUCAUCUGGCAGCAACAUCAUGUUCCGAUCCCGUAAUCCUGACGAAUGCGAAAAACUCUACGGCCUCAUCAACUACUCUCGUAUCAACAAUCCCACAUAUAUUGCGUUACAAAAUGCCCAUGGGCCUCAGCAUACUCCACUUUCGCGCCACAAUUCCACGCGAUCAAACAAAGGCGGCGGUUGGUUUAGCUGGUACGGCGGAUUCUCGAAGAGCAGUUACCGUGCUUCCACCGCACCGCCUGCUUCUUUAGCAGGUGGGACAGACAGCAGUGUUGGGACAAUGUCUAGCGCAUUCUCUGCACUUAAAAGAUUCGGCGGCGGUAGUAAAAUGUUCAGUAUCGCGAGAUCAACCCUUACCUCCCGAAAUGGUAGUCGUGAUGCCACCAGCCUAUAUACUACGUCAACAGGAUCAGGGUCAGGACAACGUUUCCCUUCAACGAACCCCGAGACAGCAAAUAUAGCAGCAGAAGGCGGCAUUGGUCUGGCAAACGCGAAGAUACGCAUCUAUGCUCGAGAGUCAGCGGCCAAAUGGCGUGAUCUAGGAGCUGCAAGACUUACUAUUAUGCCUGCCGACCCUGCAUCCUCAAAUACUCCACCAAGACACCAGGAUGACCAAGGGAAUAGCGGUACUUCAACUCCCGCGUCUGGUGAUGCUUCAAGCGCGGAUACCGUAGGCCCUCCACGCACGCCUCCAUCCGCUGCUAGACCUGGUGCACGAGGCAAGGAUGAAAAGCGCAUUCUCGUUCGAAGCAAGGCGAGUGGCGAGACACUAGUUGAUGCAUGUCUGGGUGAGAGUAGCUUCGAACGAGUUGCUAGAACAGGUAUUGCUGUCUCCAUCUGGGAAGAGUUUGAGGGCAUUGCAAAGGAGGGCGGUGUUGUUGGUGGGAGUUUCAAGGUGUACAUGAUUCAGAUGAAGAGCGAGGCGGAGGCGGCAUAUACCUUCGGACUCGUUGGCAAGUUGAGAUAUUGA